Phyllotreta striolata is the source of this 2226-nucleotide messenger RNA. The record is from the annotation of a GenBank genome assembly. Lineage: Eukaryota; Metazoa; Arthropoda; Insecta; Coleoptera; Chrysomelidae.
GGUGGUAGAUAAUAUGUACCCUUCAGGUUGUGACACCGGAUUUCUUUUAAAUUUUUAUUAAUUAUUCCGAUUAUUUUAAAUGUGAUUCGUUAAUUUUACGUUGGUUAUUAGUGAACGAUCAGAUUGGGACGUGUCGAAAAGAGAUUCGCGUUUUCGCGUUUUCGGAGAAAAACAUAACCUCUCUCGUCGGUGUAUUAACCAUUAUGUCAUUUUUAUUUAAUAAUGGACAUGCCAAGCAAUAUAUAAACAAUUUCAAACAAAUCGUACCGUUCAACAUACAAUUAUCCACAACGCAAAAGGUGGUCAUAGGAUCGGUGUCCGUAAGCGUAGCGGUGAUAGGAGUGCUCGCGAGGCUCCUACGCAGGAAAAAGAACACCCUCGACCCCUCGAAGUUGCCCAAGAACAUUUUCAACGGCAAAUUCUCGCGCUUUUCCACCGUACGGAGCCCGCACGGAGAUGUCGGCAGCGUGGCGAGCAGCAGCAGGCGCAGCGAGGCCUUCAGCCGCAGGAGCGACAGCCACAGCGCGGCCGGAGACCGUUCGACCGUCCGGCACGGGUCCGUGGCCAGCGGGAGGGCCUCGGUGGCUUCGGGGAGCGUCGUGACCGGCGGGUUGCCCGCCCCCGACGGCUUGGACACCACCAAUUUGACUCCGCAGCAACUGGGCGUUAUGGGUAUGGAAGCCCUGGAGACGUGCAUAGGCUACUGGGAGGACGCCCUAUCGGCGUACCGCGACUGCCCCUGUCCGUCGGCCGUCCUGGGGCCCGAGGAGUCGGCCUUCUGCAGGGACCUGCGCCAGCUGCUCGACUUCGCCGUCGAGCUGCAGGAGAACUCCGAGAUGCUGUUCCUCGACGAGAUGUCGGUGCUGUUCCGGUCGGAGAGCGGCGCCCGCGACGCCGCCCAGGAGGCCGACCUCUCCGGCGGCGAGAGCUUCGCCUCCGCCAGGGACGUGGUGGCCGAUCUGCGGGAGUUCGAAGAGUUCGCCGACGACUUCCCCGAAGCGGAGGCGCUGCGUUUGUACCAGACGGCGUUGCGGCAGGUGGAGAACGGCGCCAUACCGAGCCGGACGCUGCGCACCGAGACGGUGCGAUGCGCCAACGACGGCGAGUACCUGGCCAAGUUGCACUGCCUGCGGCUGGCGUUCCAGCACCUGCUGCGCGACGCGCCCACCUACCGGUGGUUCGUCGACGCCGGCCGGCAGAUACUCGCCGAUCUGCUGCUCUACGCCGACAAGGACCCCAAGGAGUUUCUGAUCGGUUACGAGGAGAUGAUCAACUUCGCGAGGGAUCCGAACAGUUGGGACGACAUCAAAGAGGAGUUGAACGCCAGAGGUAUCAAGGCGCUGACGUUCUUCGACAUCGUCUUGGACUACAUCCUUUUGGACGCGUUCGAGGACCUCGAUAAUCCUCCGUCCUCCGUCAUGGCGGUCAUACAGAAUAGGUGGCUGUCGAAAGGUUUCAAGGAGACGGCGCUGACGACGGCGGUGUGGUCGGUGUUGAAGGCGAAACGUAGGAAAUUGAGGUUUCCCGACGGGUUCAUGGCGCAUUUCUACACCAUAUCGGAGCAACUGACGCCGCUGCUGGCGUGGGGUUUCCUCGGAUCCGACGAGAUGCUGCGGGAUUCCUGCGUGUAUUUCAAGGACCAGGUCGUCGGGUUCCUGGUGGAUAUAUUCAGUUUCCACAAGUGCAAGUACACGACGGUGGAGAAGCUGGCCGAGGACGUGUUCGCGUUGUUGAAGACGAGAGUGGAGAACGUUUGUCAAAGAUUGAGCGUGCAGUCCUGAACCGGCGGAUGCGGCUAGUAGAAAUUUUCGUUAUUAGAUGAUAAGAGGAUGCGGAGAGUUUUUGAUUGUUCUCUCUUAGUUUUGUCGAUGAUAAGCGUAAAAAUGUUCGAGUAUUAUUAGCUUUUUUUGUUUUAGUAUAGGCGAAUUUUUUUGUUUGUGUACAUAAUUUUUUAACGGUUCGUUUUCCUGAUAAUGUAUGAUUUACAAUAGGUGAAAAGCGCAAGAGAUUUUAAAGAUAGUUUUUAAGAUGCAAAAAAAACGUCUACAGUUAGACAUUCCUGUGAAUUUUAUGUAAAAUAACAACUUUGUAUAUUUUUUGUAAUUUGUAAUUGAUUUGUUAUUAAAAAACAACAAAAAAACCUAGUGAGAUCGCAAAUAAACCAAAUAUUAAAAUACUUCAAUAGUAGUAAACCGCACAUUUACAUUAAACGUUCUUUUAUUAAUU